UAAAAUUCAAUACUAACAUAAUCACAAAAACAAAAUCAAAUACAAAUUAGUUAAAAAGGAUUUGUUAUUAAUUAGGAUUAUUUUUCUUCAAAUAAUAAUAACAAAUAAGUAUAAAGAGGGAAUAUAUAAAUGUAAAAUUAUUUUUCCUAGUAAAAUCAAAGUAUGAAUAGCCAACAACAAUAGGAUUAUGUGUAAGCAGGAAAUCGUACCAAUAUCUAGCCACAGCUGAUUGAUCCUGAAACUAAUAAUUCAGGCUACGGCGGAUAAUAUAAUAGUUAAUAAUAAAUCAGUUAGGAAGAUAUUAAUUUUAUCAACAAUUUAUAAUAAAAGCAAUUUAUGCAACAACAAAUGAAUUAAAUAGCACAUAAUAAACAAACACUUAAAAAAAAAGAGAUUUUAGUUAUGACAAUUGAUAUUGGUAAUGGGUAGUCUGGUAAAAUUCAUGUUUUUGAAAAUGACAAUCCAUAUGAUUUGGCAGUAAAAUUUGUAGCCUAAUAUGAUCUCCCUCCUUGCAUUGUAGAAAUUUUAGAAGAAAAUAUAAAAUAAAAUGUUGAUCAAGUCUAGAAAACGAAUCAGUAGCAAUAUAUGCAAUAUGAAAGCUCAAAGCAAUCUCCUAUUUCAGAUAAAGUUGGAUAACAAAUUUCUUAAGACAAUUUUGGAAAUGAGCAAUAAUUGAGUAACUAAAUUAUAUAAAACAACCCUUAUGCCAAUAAUUAGCUCCCAAUGAAUAACUAUUACAAUGAAUAAAAGAAAACGAAUUAAUAUGUUAAAAACCCUCCAAAUACACAAAAUUAAAUGCCCUAAUCAUCAAUUUAAGACUCAUUUGAUGCAAGAUAAAAUUCUACCAAAGCUAACUGCUCUGCUAACAGAAGCGGUGUUCUAACUCCAUCAACUAAAAGAAUAAACAAAGAUUAUCCAGAUGUGAAUAGUUCUAUGAAAAGAAGAAUAUAUUAUCCAGAAGGUAUUGUCGAAAAAAUCGACAAUAAUUCUUUUGAAAAAUACAUGAAUAUAAAUGCUUCAACUGAUGUUGGAAAUUCUUUAAAUUAUAGUGUUCCAGCAGGAGUAAGUCAUAGUAAUUCUUAUCAUUAAAAUGCUCAUUAAAUCAGCUAGAGCUUUUAUGCAGGAUAAAACUAUCUGAGCAGCUAAUACAACAAUAAUGGCAAUUAAUCAAGAGUGGAAGAAUCUAAUAACAAAGUUAAUAAAUCUUUUGAUUUUGGAAAGAAAUAAAGUGUUCAUGAAAGAUUAUUUGCUCAAUCAAAAAUUAAAAACAUUUAGUAAAGAGAAACAGAAAGAAGUAAUUCAUAAGCAAAUGUAUAAAAAAAAAGAGUUUAGAGAAGUUCCUCAUUAAAUGAAAUAAACUAUGGAAUACGUUUAUAUUAGAGGGGAGUAAAGUAGAGAGAAGAAAAAAAGAAAUAAAUUGAAAAGAAGAAAUAAGAAGAAAUCAAUUAAGUACAAUAACAAUGUACAUAUCACCCAUAAAUCAAUGAGAUAUCUUCAAUUAUUGCUAAAAGCUUAAGAAAUGAACCAGUUGGAGAAUUUUUACAGAAAGUUGCUAAGUAAUAAAGAGAACGCAAAGAAAGAGCAAGGAGUUUUAAGCUUAAUUCUGAAUUAGAUGGAUGCUCUUUUAGGCCUGAAAUUAAUUAAAUCAGUAGUUAGAUAGCACAAGAAAAAAUGAAUAUAUUAAUAAAUUAAUCUCAUGAAGAUGGAAAAUCUCUUAAUUAAUCUUUUAUUAGGAAUAGAUAUGAUUUGUUAUAUGAAGACAGUAAAAGCAAAAUUGAAAGGAAAAUUUAAAGAGAUAAGCAUCUAAAAAUAGAUUAAAAUUGCACUUUCUAACCAAAGAUUAAUACCUUUUCAAAAAUCUUGAUGAAUGAUAUUUCAUUUUUUGAAAGACUUUAACGCUAUAGUAGCAAAGAAAAUCAUAAUAGUAAUUAAUCAAACGGAUAAUAGCAAGGAUUUAUAGAUCCAUAUACAGGCUAGGAGUACUUUAAACCAAUUACUGGGAGACCUCCUAAAAAAUAGAGAAAUUAAAUUAAUUAAUCUGUUGGAGAGUAUUUAUAUGAAUAAUCAAAGAUAAAAUAAAUUCAAAAAUAAUAAAAUUUAUAGAGUCACAAUAGCAGUGUUAACAGAUCGUUUGCAUGUGAAAAAAGCACAAGGAUUAUAGAUUUAAAAAAGAAAUAAAAAUUAAUUGAAAUUUUUAAUUAACUUGAUUCAGAUUAAGAUGGACAAAUCUCAGCUCAGGCUAUAGAUAUUUAGUCCCUAGAUCCUUUGAUCUUAGAGGCAUUUUCACCAUUAUUAUGUGAAAUGGAAGAACUUGAUUAAGCCUUAACCCUAGAAGAAUUUAUUUAGGCUUCAGAAAAAUUAGUUCAAGGACUUAAUAUUUAAGAGAGAAAUCAAAUUUUCAAUACAAAGAAGACUAAAUGCAGUGAAGAGUCUUUCGAAUUUAAACCUAGAUUAAACCCUAAAUCGGUGAAAAUUGCAUAAUAAAAAAGACCUCAUUCAAAUGGAGCUGCUCUUUAUGAUAUUUUUAUGGAUGAAAAACAAAAAUUUGAUUAAAAGAUUUAAGUUUUGAGAGAAAGAAAAGAAAAAUCUGAACUCGAAGAAUGUACUUUUACUCCAAACAUACAACCUUUGUAUUAAAAUUACAAUAGUCUAUCAGCCUCAAAUCAAAAGAAUAAUUAUAAUUUAAGUAAUAAGAUGGUAAAUGUGUAGCCACAAAGCUUCCAAAACUAUAUUGAUUCGAAAAACAGUAGUAACAGUGCUGAAUAAAAAGGAUUUUAAUAAUAAAAUCUGCACAAUCAAUAGAUUAUGAAUUAACCUGUGAACUACUCCAUGUUUUCCUACUAAGAUUACUAAAAAUUAUUUGAAAAUAAAAAUAAUAACUACCUCUUUGGAAAUUAAAUGUUUUAGCCAUAAUAAUAGAACUUAUUCGAAUAAAACAACAAUAGCAAUCAAAAGAUUUUAAACUUCGAAAAUUACAACCCUCAAUGA
Molecule: messenger RNA, 2988 nt
Organism: Tetrahymena thermophila SB210
Lineage: Eukaryota; Ciliophora; Oligohymenophorea; Hymenostomatida; Tetrahymenidae
Exons: 9
Source: RefSeq, a predicted model, not a curated record